AUGCCUUCUCAGGUAGACGAGCGUACAGUCGAUGGAAGUCCAGAGUCCAGCCCCAUGAACACCACCGCUGCUGCUGCUGCUGCUGCUGGUGGUGGUGCACAAGACGUGAUUCCAUCGCUCGUUUCCCAAACCGAUGGGAUCACCGACGAAAUUCAGGAAAAAGACCCACGACUCACGUCAUGUCGUCCCGAGAAAAAACGCUCGUCAAGACCUCCCCACCUCAAGCCGAGAGCGUCUCGAGAACCGUCAACAGACUCUAGACCGUCCGUUGUCAACUUUGUAGUCACUGAAGUUGCCACGUUCCAUGACGUCUUCGGCAUCCUCGGGGUACCCAUGGUCAUCAUGUUCCUCGUGUCGGCUGCGUGGACGUUCAUGCUAGUCGCUAUUCAGGUCCACGCUGCGACGAUAGCGAACGCUGUGAUGAACACGACGGAGUUCGACAACGGCGAGUUCUGGCUGCUGCCGAAGCCCGAGACCCCACUCGUCGUGGCCUCGGCGAUUCUGUUUACGCUUUUCGGAGUUGGCUACACGGCGUUGGCAGUCAUGAUCGUCUUUUUCUACCGAGCUGGCGCGCUGAAAGACGCCGAGACAAGUAUUGACUCCGAUCCGGGAAUGAACAAUUCAUCUCGGUACUCGAGCAUGCAAGCGGCGAUUCAGCAAAAAAUAACGAAACAGAAUUUUGUCCAGAAUAUGAUCUUGUGGGCGCGCGGAUUGCCCGAAGACGUCUGCGAGCACUACUUCGGAUUUCCAAACCCCACCAUUCAUUACUACUCCAUUAUGUUGCUUUGUAACUGGUUUGCCGCUAGCUACAGGGGCCAGCACUACGUUGUGGACCCCAACUUAAUCAUCGCUCGCCUCUAUUACACCAAAUAUGACAAGUGCGCUCUGUAUAGUUACUGGUGGAAUUUCGGAGAAAAGCACUGUACGUGCUUGGUAUUCGCCGACCGGGAGACGACACCAACGACAUAUGCGGAAUGGACUAGUCCAAAUGACACCACAGCUAAUCUCGCAGAGUUGGCUAUGGCGGGAGAGCUGCGCAUUGUUCAGAUCAUUAAUCGUGCUGUCCCCGAUCUACCGGAAGAACUGACGAGAUGCCACCGACUGGAGCAGCUGAUUCUACUUUACACCAAAACGAUCCACCUCCCGGAGUGGCUGUCCGAGUUCAGGAGCCUGGACUACUUCCAUGUCGAAGGUGACUUCACGGAUAGAAGGCUCCAAACAAUCCCCGACGGCAUGUUCAACCAUCUGGAGCACCUUUCCUUCUUGCAUUUGGGGACUUUACCUGCUCUGAAGACUCUACCGUCAAUGGCUUCGCUCAAGAAUGUGCGGUACUUGACCCUCGCAGUUCUCAGCUCGUUCAUCGAGAUCCCGAGCUUUGAAGGUCUUUCUUCCGUCAGCGACUUGAACCUCAUCCACCUCCCGAGCGCCCCCACUUUGCCGUCAUUGGCGCCACUGAAGCGUUUGACGCAGAUGGUGAUCUUACCACCGGAAGAUAAAGCGAAGCUGGAUUCGUUUGGAGACACGAUCUGCCCGCCUUCAAUGCCUCAGGACAUGGAGCAGGCGGCGCCAUGCAAGUAUUCAACCGAUGUACUCUGCGGUGGGGUCCUGUAUAAGGAAUGUUCCUUCAACGGGAAGCAGGGAAUGUGUUUCAACUCGCGUAUGAUGGUCAUCAACUGCGAGACUACGCCCAACUACAUUGCCAUGCGAAAGCUUCAGAUCGAGCGCGGGGUGGGCAAGGAAUGCGACCCCGAGGUGGAAGCCUGGCUUGGCUGUCCUAACAACUAA
Phytophthora sojae is the source of this 1785-nucleotide messenger RNA. RefSeq lists its product as hypothetical. The coding region runs from base 1 to 1785 and encodes 594 amino acids. The transcript has 5 exons. Lineage: Eukaryota; Oomycota; Peronosporomycetes; Peronosporales; Peronosporaceae. The record is from RefSeq and is a predicted model, not a curated record.